UGGUGUACUCGGCAGUAGUCGGUUGUGUCGAGUGACACACGCCACUCGUGCAAAAUUGUAUUUUCGCCAUUCACUGUUUUUUAAACUGUUGGAUAAUAUCACCGGUGUGGGUCUAAUGAUCUAUUCGCUUUAGUCAUGCUCGGAAGUUAAAACGUUAUUGCAAGUGACUUCAUUAAGCAAUCCGACGUUUCAACGCCAUAAUAAUAUAAAUUUAUACCGCGGAACCGGUUCGCCUGUUACACUUAUUUUCACGAUUACGUGUUGUAGUGACGUCAAUUCAGCGUUCGUGACGUCAACGUGGACCGACCACACUUGGCGAUAUUCGUCUCUGAUAGCAAAUUAGCAAACAAACGUCUUUUUAUCAUCGCCUGUCACAAGCCCCGCGACAUUCGGCCGUGAAUGUUGAGUCAUCACGUACCAUGUUAGUACUUAGUAUGUUACAGCUUACAGACAUGAUAAUUUAUAGUGACUAGUCACCGCAGUUCAGCUUCAGUAGUUGAUCGUCGAUCUCUGUGCUCGUUCGUUGUCCGUGCGCCAUUUAAGUUGGACGAUCAAUUUCUGUUGACGUACUGCUUACAAUCGUUCUCGCAACCCAAGUUCUAGAUCGCGUCCGAAGUCAAAUCAUUCUCGUUCUUUGCUCACGUCGAUCGCGUCAUGGCUCAAGCUCCAUUCCUCAAUCCGACUCUGCCGUUUGUCGGACCAAUACAAAACGGUUUGAAACAAGGCACGUUGCUUAGCUUCCAAGGUACAUCAUUCCCGUCUUCAAACAGGGUCUGUAUAAAUUUACAAAUUGGCCCGAGUGUUGCUCCUCGAGACGCUGUCGCCUUGUUUGUUGCUUUAGACUUUAAUCGCAACUUGAUUGUCAGGAAUUCUAUUCAAGCACAAAAUUGGGGCGUAGAGGAAACUCAUGGUCCACCUGUGUCUCUCAUUCGAGGCCAGCCUUUCAAAUUGGAUAUAUUGUGUGAUGCUUACGACUAUAAAAUCGCAUUCAAUGGAUCCCAUUACACAGAAAUGAAACAUAGGGUACCAUUUCAAAGUGUGUUUUAUUUAGCUAUCGACGGAGAAGCACAAUUACAUAGUAUACAUAUAAAUUCCCCCGGAAGUACACAAUUUGGUGGUCCGACAAUGCCGAUGCCUGGUAAUCCACCGGGGUAUAUGCCAAUGCCUGGGCAGAUGCCGGUUCCCGGACAAAUGCCUAUGCCUGGACAGAUGCCAAUGCCUGGAAGCUAUGCACCUGGACAUAUACCAUCAGCGGGUCAUAUGCCUGGAACUGUUCCGCCAUAUGCUUCAGGUUAUAGUGCCUAUCCUGGCCAAACUCAUAAUUCUCCUUAUUUGCAGAAACACACAAGUUCACCAAUUAAAAAUGCACUCAAUCAAGGAUUAGUUAAUUAUGCUUUAACUGGACAUAUUAGCCCUCGUAAAGCAGCUAAAGCUCAAAGAAAACAAGCCAAAAAAGCUCUGAAAUAUGGUAUUCCUGUAGCUGGAGUUGCUGGAGCUGGUGUUGGUGCGUAUGCUAUGCACAAAGCGCAUAAGCAUAAAGGGUAUAAACAUAAAAAGGGAUCAAAGUCAUCAAGCAGUAGUAGUAGUAGCAGUAGCAGCAGCAGCAGUGAUUGAUUUAAAUGUUAAUUACUUAUUUUAAAGUUACUGGUUAACAAUUUCAUUGCUUUAAUAUGAAGUUUUAACUGAAUAUUCGCAUAACAAUCAUAGUAUUAUUUUUAUAUUACUCGGAAUAAUGAAUCUAAUAUGUGUUGUAAUUUAAUUAAAUUUUGUACUCAUCAUUUAAAACAUAUAUUUUAGAUUUAUACUUAUUGUUUUGUAGGCUCUGUUAAAAUAAAAUGUAUUGUUGUGUUGUUGUUAAAUUAAUUUUGUAAUCUUGUGUAAAGCUAAUUUAUUUUGUUAUACUAUUAAAUUAAUAAUUCAAUUUUUUUA
Aphis gossypii (cotton aphid) is the source of this 1929-nucleotide messenger RNA. RefSeq names its product galectin-9. The transcript has 6 exons. NCBI's taxonomy places the organism in Eukaryota, Metazoa, Arthropoda, Insecta, Hemiptera, Aphididae. The record is from RefSeq and is a predicted model, not a curated record. Gene Ontology annotation, molecular function: galactoside binding; carbohydrate binding. Bases 655 to 1614 code for a protein of 319 amino acids.